This is a messenger RNA of Salvelinus fontinalis (brook trout), 6413 nucleotides long. Its product is annotated as cadherin-7-like. The coding region runs from base 903 to 3323 and encodes 806 amino acids. The transcript has 12 exons. The record is from RefSeq and is a predicted model, not a curated record. Gene Ontology annotation, molecular function: calcium ion binding; cadherin binding. Gene Ontology annotation, cellular component: catenin complex; plasma membrane; adherens junction. Gene Ontology annotation, biological process: multicellular organism development; cell morphogenesis; cell-cell junction assembly. NCBI's taxonomy places the organism in Eukaryota, Metazoa, Chordata, Actinopteri, Salmoniformes, Salmonidae.
UGAGUGCCUGCUCCGCAUCUCUUCCGCUGUUCACCAGUGCGUUAUGGUACAUCUAUGGUUCAUCUAAUGCGCGACCAGGAAUACGUUUGUACAACACACUUUUUAUAUAUAGCAGACACAUCACCUGUGAUAAAUCGGGUUGCUGGAGAGUUAGCCUUCACGGAAAGAGCUAAACUUUUAUAACUUACGACCUGCCAAUACCAGGUGCGUCUUAUCGAAUUAUUGAAGUUGAUCCACUGCAUUGGUGAGUAAAUUCGAACCGAUAUUUACAUGCAUUUCCACCAGUUUUUUGGUUGCAGCAGUUGUGUUCUUGUGAUAGAUUGAUUCCACUGGGACUCGAAGUUUGCUUAUGGUUAAUGCAUGACAUGAUUGCUAAUUCUGUAAUCAGUAUGCAGCGGACACAGCAUUCCUGCGGCGGCUGUUCACUGAGUUGACCAAGGUUUUUGUGGUGUAUGGCGCGCAUAAUUUUCUAGUGGCAGACAUUUUCACCACUUGACCAAGAUAUCCUCCUUUCCUGUCCCAUUUCCCUCAACACACUUGCAGGUGCCAAUUACUCCACCUCUGUGGUGAAGAAGCAAGCUUGCCUGUCACUAUUGACCCCCCCUCUAUCCACCUUCAAUGUCAAAUCUCUGUCUCCAAAGUGGAGAGAAUUACCAAGGCUUUUGUAUACAAUCAAGACCAAGGAACAACAGCCCUAGUCCUAUACACAGAGCUUGACUUUUUCCCUUUUCUACAAUCAAAGCUCUCUUCUUCAAGGUUAUAUCCUCUUUGUCUUUUUUCUUUUUUGGAAAACAUUGGGUCAAGAGGACAGUGGGAAGCAGGCCCUGAGGAUUUUUACAUUUUCUUCUCCGCUGUGUGAUUUUAUUCUCUCCUGUGCUUGGUGCUUGUUGGAGGGGGCCUAAAUGAGGUGGUGUGGCUCAGGAAGCUUGGGGAGAGCAGGAACUCUCCUUGCUCUGCUGUUUCCCCUCUGGGAGCUGGGCUGCUGGGGGUUGAUCUCCGCCUCUGGAGGCCAGAACCAGGCGCAGCACACUACUGUGGGCCCCUGGGAGAUGCUUCACAGGCACAAACGCAGCUGGGUAUGGAACCAGUUCUUUGUCCUGGAGGAGUACACAGGCGAGGAACCUUUGUAUGUUGGCAAGCUCCACUCAGACGUGGACAAAGGGGAUGGCAAGGUGAAAUACGUGCUUUCAGGAGAGGGCUCCACCUCCAUCUUUACCAUUGAUGAGAACACGGGAGACAUCCACGCCACCAAGCGUCUGGACCGGGAGGAGCAAGCCUAUUACACGCUUCAGGCCCAGGCCGUGGACCGGAUCACCAACAUCCCUGUGGAGCCCAGGUCAGAGUUCCUGGUCAAGGUCCAGGACAUCAAUGACAAUGAGCCCAAGUUCAUGGACGGGAACUACAUGGCCGGGGUACCGGAGAUGUCAGCAUUGGGAACAAUGGUGGUCCAAGUGGCAGCCACAGACGCAGAUGAUCCGACAUAUGGGAACAGUGCCAGGGUGGUCUACAGCAUCAUCAGCGGACAACCCUACUUCUCAGUGGAACCAAAAACAGGCAUCAUCCGGACAGCGCUGCCCAACAUGGACCGAGAGGUGAAAGACCAAUACAUUUUGGUCAUCCAGGCCAAAGACAUGGUGGGCCAGAUGGGCGGCCUUUCAGGCACAACCUCUGUCACGAUCACUCUCACUGACGUCAACGACAACCCGCCACACUUCUCUCGUAAGAACUAUCAGUACACUGUGCUGGAGUCCUUGCCUGUGGCAUCCGUGGUGGCCAGGGUCAAGGCUGUGGAUGCAGACAUAGGCCCCAAUGCAGAGAUGGAGUAUAGGAUCAUGGAGGACGGACCUGGGUUGUUCAACAUCACUACAGAUGAGGACACGCAAGAGGGUGUCAUCACCCUUCAAAAGCCGUUAGACUUUGAGACCAAGGACAGCUUUAAUGUGCGAAUCGAAGCCACCAAUCGGAACAUCGACCCUGCGUUUGUGCACCUGGGUUCGUUCAGCGACAUAACGUCGGUCGAGGUGACGGUGGAGGACGUGAAUGAGUCGCCUGUGUUCUCAACGCAGCUCAGCAGGAUGGUGGUCUCUGAGGAUGCCAGAGUUGGCACCUCUAUCGGGAGAGUCGCCGCGCACGAUCCGGACUCCUCCAACAGUGCUAUCAGGUACUCCAUAGAUAGAAACACAGACCUGGAGCGUUUCUUCAAUGUGGAUGCUCUGAGUGGGGUCAUCAGUACUGCCAAGCCCCUGGACCGAGAGGUCAACUCUGUCCACAACCUCACCAUACUCGCCAUGGAGAGUCAGGAUCCAACAAAGAUUGGAAAAGGUUUUGUGGCCAUCACAGUGCUGGACAUCAAUGACAACGCUCCGGUGUUUGCCAUCGCGUAUGAGACCCUCCUAUGUGAGAAUGCAGCUCCUGGACAGGUCAUCCAGACGAUCAGCGCCGUGGACAAGGAUGAGCCUCUCAGUGGUCAUCGCUUCUACUUUGCCCUACCUGCGUCUGUGGCUAGCAACAGCAACUUCACUCUCCGAGACAACAGAGACAACACGGCGUCUAUCGUAACGAAACGUGGAGGGUUUCGAAGACAGAAGCAGAUGCUGUACCGACUGCCCGUGUUGAUUGUCGACAGUGGAAGCCCCGCCCUCAGUAGCACCAACACCUUAUCAGUGAACGUGUGUGACUGUGACUCGGACGGUGUGGCCCAAUCGUGUGGAGCCAUGUCAUACACACUUCCUGCCGGCCUCAGUACAGGGGCCCUGUUCUCCAUUCUGGGAUGCAUCAUUACACUGCUGGUGAUGGUGCUGCUGAUCGUGUCGAUGCGUCAGAGGAAGAAGGAGCCAUUGAUUCUGGAGGAGGAGAGGGACGUGAGGGAGAACAUCGUCCGCUACGACGACGAGGGUGGAGGAGAGGAAGACACGGAGGCCUUCGACAUGGUAGCCCUCCGCAACCUCAACGUCAUCAGAGACCCCAAGGUCCGGCGAGACGUCAUCCCUGACACCCACACCUUCUUCCCCUACCCGACGUCCUCCUCCUCGCAGGCUGUCCACAAAACCCUGCCAGACAAUGUGGUGUUCAGAGAGUUCAUCUGGGACCGGCUGAAAAAUGCAGAUGUUGAGCCGUCAGCUCCGCCGUACGACUCUUUGCAGACGUACGCCUUUGAGGGGAGUGGAUCGGUAGCUGAAUCGUUAAGCUCCUUGGAGUCGCUAAGUACAGACUCAGAGCAGAACUACGACUAUCUCAGCACCUGGGGGCCACGUUUCAAGAAGCUAGCCGACCUGUAUGGCAACAGCGACGGCAAUAGCAAUGGCAACAGCGUGUUGUCAUAGCCAAAACUUUCCUGAACUUAGACAACAAAUGUGUUAUGAUAAAAAAAGAAAAUGAACAACUAAACUACCAAAGGGCAGAGAAGGGGGUGAGAGUCUGUAAACAAAGUGAGAUUGGGAAAAUACAAAUGACUUCAAAGGUUGGGUUUGUUUAUGUGCCUUGGAUUUGGGAUUUUCAAAAGGGGUGACUUGGCAAGUUUUGACAAGUCAUUUCAAAAGUGAGUUGACUGAAGAGGAAACCUUGUGAGCAAAAACAUUAAAGGUUUUCAAAGCUGGGCUGAGGUCCAGCGUACAUGGUAGGCUACAGUAUAUUUAUGUGGAGAAACCUGUUCUCUCAUUCCUGACAUGGGCACAGACCCAGCAGUCUUGCAUUGAUGCAUUUUCUUGCUCUUUUCGUAAAAAACAACAACACUUUUCUCCUGAAGUGCCCGGUCCCCGGUGGCUAAUCGGUAGAGUAGUCACUCAACUAUUCAUUUGAAAGUCAUGAAGAGUGUCAACGUUUUGUUUUUGUUCUGUGUUUUUCACAGAGAAAAACCAAUCAUCAAAUCAAAUGAGUCACAUACACAUAUUUAACAGAUGCGGGUGUAGAGAAAUCUGUUAAAUAUGUGUAUGUGACCAAUUUGAUUUGAUUUGAUGAUUGUUUUUUCUCUGUGAGUCUGACUUAAUAUAUUUUCUUCAGCUCCAACAGUGCAGUAAUGUCUAACAAAUCACAACAAUACACACAAAUCUAAAAGUAAAACAAUAAAUAUUAGGACAAGCAAUGUCGGAGUGGCAUUGACUAAAAUACAGUAGAAUAGAAUACAGUAUAUACAUAUGAAAUGAGUAAAGCAGUAUGUAAACAGUAUUCAAGUGAUUAAUGUUCCAUUAUUAAAGUGACCAGUGAUUCCAUGUCUGUGUAUAUGGGGCAGUAGCCGGCUAGUAAUGGCUAUUUAACAGUCUGAUGGCCAUUGAGAUAGCGCGGUGAACAGGCCACUCUUCAACCUCCUGAGAUUGAAGAGGCGCUGUUGCACCUUCUUCACCACGCUGUUUGUGUGGGUGGACCAUUUCAGAUCCUCAGUGAUGUGUACGCCAAGGAACUAGAAGCUUUCCACCUUCUCCGGUGUGGUCCCGUCGAUGUGGAUAGGGGCAUGGUCCCUCUGCUUUUUCCUGAAGUCCAUGAGCAGCUCCUUAAUUUUGUUGAGGGAGAUGUUAUUUUCCUGCCACCAUUCCGCCAAGGCCCUCACCUCCUCCCUGUAGGCUGCCUCGUCAUUGUUGGUAAUCAGGCGUGUCGUCCACACACUUGAUGAUUGAGUUGGAGGCAUUUUUUGGCCACGCAGUCAUGGGUGAACAGGUAAUACAGGAUGGGGCUGAGCACGCACCCUUGUGGGGCCCCUGAGUUGAGGAUCAGUGAAGGGGAGGUGUUGUUUCCUACCUUCACAUGGAGAGUUCUAUCGUGUUGAAGGCUGAGCUAUAGUCAAUGAAAAACAUUCUUACAUAGGUAUUCCUCUUGUCCAGAUGGGUUAGGGCAGUGUGCAGUGUGAUGGCGAUUGUAUCUGUGUAUCUAUUUGGGCAGUAAGCAAAUUGAAGUGGAUCUAGGGUGUCAGGUAAGGUAGAGGUGAUAUGAUCCUCAACUAGCCUCUCAAAGAACUUCAUGAUGACAGAACUGAGUGCUACGGGGUGAUAGCAAUUUAGUUCAGUUACCUUUGCUUUCUUGUGUACAGGAACGAUGGUGGACAUCUUUGAAGCAAGUGGUGACAUCAGGCUGGGAUAGGAAGAGAUUAAAUAUGUACGUAAACACUCCAGCAAGUGGGUCAGCGCGCAUGCCCUAAGGAUGCAGCUAGGGAUGCCGUCUGGACCGGCAGCCUUGAGGGUUAACACACUUAAAUGUGUUACUCACGUCGGCCACGGAGAAUGAGAGCCCACAGUCCUUGGGAGCGGGCUGCGUCGAUGACACUGUGUUAUCCUCAAAGCGGGCGAAGAAGGUGUUUCGCUUGUCCGGGAGCAAGACGUCGGCGUCCACGACGUGGCAGGUUUUCCCUUUGUAGUCAGUGAUUGUCUGUAGACUCUGCCACAUACGUCUUGUGUCUUAGUCCCUGAAUUGCGACUCCACUUUGUCUCUGUACUGACGUUUUACCUGUUUGAUUGCCUUACAGAGGGUAUAACUACACUGUUUGUAUUCAACCAUAUUCCCAGUCACCUUGCCAUGGUUAAAUGUGGCGGUUCAUUGCUAUGUGUCAAGUAGUCAAGUGUACAGAUCUGUUCAAAAGGAACCAAUGCUGUUAAUUUCCUGAGAGAGCUCUGAAAUCUGCGUACAUUUUCUCCUCUUAACAUUGCAUUUAACAGAUGUUAGAAUGUGGUGUUUGCCUUUGAAGUCUGUUUCCCUCAGGCUCAUUCAAGUCCACUGUUAUGUAAUAAUGAUGUAAUAACAAUGAUGUAACGUUAUGGUUGAGAUGGAAAAUCCACAUCCACCUGGUUGAACCUUUAAAUAAAGUGUUUUUCAUUAUUUGCAAAGGAAUUCGGAAUUCACAGUCGAUGUUGGAUACUUGCAACAUUGACUUGAAUAAAGUGAAGGCUUUUUUGAAUGGGAUUCAAUGCUGGGCUGAAUUGUAAUUCUAUACCUUAAUUUAACUAGGCAAGUCAGUUAAGAACAAGUUCUUAUUUUCAAUGACAACCUAGGAACAGCGGGUUAAACUGCCCUUUUCAGUGGCAGAAAGGCAGAUGUUUAACUUGUCAGCUUUGGAAUUCGAUCUUGCAACAAUUUUGGUUACUAAUCCAACGCUCUAACCACUAGGCUACCUGCCGCCCCAUGGGUCAAAUAACUAAAAUACAUUGCUCUCCAUGUAGCUCACAGUAAAUGCAGCAAAUUUGUUUGUCCAAAAUGUAUUUUGCAGAAUGAAUAAUUUCGUUAAUUGGUACGUGACACACACUGUUUGGUGAGAAAACAGGAGGCAAAGGAAGUAUUUUCUUUCAAACAAAAUGCCUUAUAAACUGUUCCCAUUGGAAGUCAGCAUGUUAAAUCAAACAUUAUUCUUAUUUAUUUUGAAGAAUCAUAAAUGUGAUGUUUGCGGAUGUUUUUAUCCUUUUUGUGGACAAUAAAAAUUCAGUUCCUCAAAA